Porites lobata is the source of this 4680-nucleotide messenger RNA. The record is from the annotation of a GenBank genome assembly. NCBI's taxonomy places the organism in Eukaryota, Metazoa, Cnidaria, Anthozoa, Scleractinia, Poritidae.
UUUAAAAGGUGGUGGAUAUUUCCUUUUCUGGCUUUUAUGGCGACUGCAACACCGUCACCACUCGCCAGCUCUUUUGAGAAGACAAAUGGGAACAAGCUAUGCAGGCUUCUCAUCGAUGGCGGAACAACAGUGCUGAGGAAUAUUUUUGAUUACUAUCACCCUCCUGCCAACUUGGCUGCUAAUCUUAGUUCCAAACAUAUUCAUUCCAUUCUUACUAAACUUAGACAUAGAAACAUUCUGAAUGGUAGUCAAUGGGACAAACUGUUUCCACCACCAGGUGGAAGGACACCAAACUCUACUAACUUUGAUAUCACUCUUCUGUUCCUCUUGCUGACGAACAUUUGCGGACUAUCCCCUCCCCCCUCGGGCUCUUGGCACAAAAUGCCUCCCGCGAGUGACACCUCUAGAGAGGCUAACCUUGCUCGCAUGAAAUACUAUCGAAACGUGCUCUAUGGUCACGUGACAACAACUGGCAUUCAAACACCAGUGUUCGAUGUUAAAUGGCAGGAAGUUAGUUCCGUUCUUGUUUCGCUUGGGUUGAGUCAGUCUGAAGUGGACAGAUUAAAGCGAGAGCCCUGUGGGGAGGACUAUAUCAGCUCUGUUACUGAAUGGGUGAAAAAUGAUGAGGAGAUCCAAUUCCAGCUGAAAGAUCUACUUACAAAACAACAACAAGUGCUCCAAACCCAACUGGAAGAUCACAGAACUCUUCAAGAUACACACCAAACGGUUGGCAGAGUGGAACACACCCUUCAAGAUACACACCAGACGGUUGACAAUUUACAAAAGAUGCAAACAGAGGCAGUAAAAUUACAACAAAAGGACCACAGAAUUCUUCAGGACACGCGCCAAGCAGUUCAAGGUGUACCGCGGUUAGUACAAGAUGCAAAAGAGAUAUUAGGGAAAAUUCGGAGAACCCAACAAGAAUCGCAGCAGCAGAUAGAGUAUGAGGCUGCAAACACUGAAGAAAGAAGCGAUAAAGCUGCAGAGCGUGAAGCUCUGAGAAAAUUAGCAAAAGUUAAUACCGAGAGGGUCAUCCAGAAUCACUCUGGGAAAUACCAGGAGGGAACGCGCUUGCACAUCUUUGAGAAGAUCAAGUUGUGGCUAGACGACCUUUCAUCUGAAAAUCGUGUGAUAGUAAUCAGUGGAGAUGCGGGAAUUGGCAAAUCAGUGAUUUCCGCUGUCGUUUGUCAAAGAAUGCAACGUGCUGGUCGACUGUCGGGAAGUCAUUUUUGUCAGCACAACAAGGCGCGUCAAAGAAAUCCUAAGAUAAUGCUUCAAUCGUUAGCUUAUCAGCUGAGUGAGCUUUUGCCACAGUAUAAAAGAGAACUUGUAAAAGCACUGUCAGGAAACUUGGGUGAAGACAUCAAUAACCUAGAGGUUGGAGAGCUCUUUGAAUUGCUGUUCGAGAAGCCUUUAAUAAAUGUAGAUGAUCCGGGAAGAAGCUUGCUCAUGGUGAUUGACGGCCUGGAUGAAAGUGAAUACAAAGGACGCAAUGAGCUGCUUGAUGUCAUGGCUAAUCACUUUAGGACACUUCCUGGUUGGGUUCGAUUUUGUGUUACUACUCGACCGGAAAUAAAUAUCGCAGACCGUCUUAAAAAGUUCAACCCUGUUCUACUGGAGCAAGAUGAUGAAGAAAAUGUACAAGACAUCAGACUCUUCCUUGAAAAGCAGUUGAGCAGCGUUAUUCAAGCGGGCUGUAAAGAGGUCAUUAUCGAUGCACUGGUCCGAAAGGCUGCAGGGCAUUUUUUAUAUGCUUAUUUGAUGGUCGAUUUUAUCAUGGAAAACGUUUCACUUCUCACCCCCAAGGAGUUAGGAAGAACCUUUCCUUCAGGUGUAUCGUCUGUUUAUCAUUCCUACUUUGAACGUUUAGAGAAAGAAUUGAAAAUUAGUGAGGACCAGUUUUUGACUUUUCUAAGUGCUCUGGCGGCUGCAAGAGAACCACUUCCUCUAGACUUUGUUUCUAAGAUGAUGCUUUCGGACUCGAAGUCCCCAUCUGGUCCUCGGAAUGUAACAAAAGCUAUCAACUCUAUCUCAACCCUUCUACCUGUUCAUGAUGACUGCAUUGUGUUCUUCCACAAAUCAGUUAAGGACUGGUUGACAGACAGAACUGCCUACGGGCGACACAACUUCUCUGUGGAUGAAAAGCAAGGUCAUGUCAUGCUUUCUGAGCUCUGUACUAAUGAACUGAAUAACGUGAAAAGAAGAGGCGUUCACGGCACAGAAUUCAGUGGCACUGCAAGGUACGCCCUACAGCAUGGUGUUUAUCAUAUGCUCGAGUCUGGACACCUGGAACAGAGUACAAGAAGCUUUAAAGAAAUCGUUACCAACUAUGUUACCGAUUUAAACAUUGUGUAUGCAAAGCUUUGUGUAAACAACACGGCUAGUUCUGAGGACAUUAUCCUCACUCAGAAACAAGUAGCUUUUCAGGCAUUGAGUAGUGAGAGGCAAAAAGCCCUUGGCACGUUGUUGUCUCUCUUACGAAAGAACCAUGGGAGACUUUCGACGCAUCCUUGUACAAUAUUUCAAGUGAUGGUGAACGAGGGAGGGGACGUUUUUGCUGGUGAAGCGACAAAAGUUUUACAGAGUCGUAAAAUACCAUACAUGGAGUACCUUCAUAAGGAAGCUGUGAAGGAGUCAAAUAAGACCCAGGCUGAGUUUCCCUGUAACUCCAUGGUUGCUUGUUUUGAUGUUUCCCCUACGCAGGAGUUCAUGGUUUGCGAAUGUAUUGAUGGAAUGAUUUACCUUUGGUCACUCGAAACGGGUGAGCAAAGGUGGGUACGUCCGGUUGAGGUCAAGAAAUGCUACUUGGACUCUAAUUCCCCCUUAAGAGUGGUACCAAACUCAAAUGUAUACUCCUGUUAUCGCUCUGUUGUUUUUCACCCUACUGAGCCCAUGGUUUUUCCUGGAAUCCUUAGCCAUGUUUACUCGUUUGAAGGAAACCUCCAACCUCUGUUUCCUAGAAGCAACUGCAGAUUUUCUGUUUGUUCAGUUCAUGGGGACGAGAGCAAAAUUAUCACCGAUUUCCCUGGGGAUGCUAAAUGCCUUGUCAUGUGGAAUCUAAAAAAUGGUGAAGAGAUCACUCGAACCAUCAGAAAUGAAGAUGUUUUGUCUUUUGCUUGGUCUCCAGAUGGAACGCUUCUGGCAAUUUCCCAUUUUUCCGGACUGGUAUGUUUGGUUGACGCAUUGAACUGCUUAGAGACCACUCUCGCAGAAGUCGCCACCAAUCAACCUUGUGGAAUGAUAAGGUUUACCCCUGACAUUCAAUUCCUUUUUUGUUUGUCUCGGCCUAUGCUGCCAAGUAAAGACAAACGCAACGAGUUGCGAACCUUAAGUUUUCGCUUAAACGUCGUUACGUUGCCUUGUGGUACCUUUUCCUUGAACGUUUUAGACAAUGAUUUUGGCAUGGAUCCAUGGAAUUACGAAUCAUCCAGCAACGGGGGAUUCUUAAUGGGAGAUCCUAUGUUGUGCAACAUUUCCUCGAGCCGUUUAUUGUUUGCGUUUGUAUUAAACGAACAAAGUUUAUUGACGGUAUUUCCUAGCAACAGGAACAUUAAAAUGCUUAAAGGUUAUUUUCUUAAACAUGGAAAUUAUUUGUGGGAAACUUCGCAUUGUUCUUCUUUCUCUUCUAGUAUCUGUCGCAUUGCCUUCGCUUUAGAUGGAAAGACCAUUUAUUGUACCACUGAAGGGGAUAAGUCUGUACAAGUGGUAUGUUUGGAUGUGUCGAGUGGAGAUCGUAAAGCAAAGAAAGUGAUAAGGACAGUUGAUGUUUUACUUGUACCUCUGUCAGAGGGUGUCCUUUUGAAACAACGUGAACCGGGGGCGUAUGUUCAGCUAUGGAAUUUUCAGUUGUCACAACAGAUCCGAAGUUGGCCUAAUUUAAACGAGGUUAGGGAUAUAGUGCCACUUUCAGACCAAUGUGUAGCGUGUGUGGGGAGAGACUUUGAAGUAAGCAUCCUGGACACAUCAAAUGGAAACAUAGUGAAGACCAUCCCACUUUGUCAUGUGGGUUUCCAGUCAAAACAUCUUUCGUGGUAUAAAAAGGCCAUAGUAUGCAACAGUAAAUAUCAGCUGCUAUCCACCGCUUCAGACUCAAUUCAGCUGUCAGAUGGCAAAAAUGAAAUAUGGAAGAGAAAUCUGAAAUGUCCACUUUUUUUCGGUUGCUGGAGGCUACUUGGGAUGUUUUCUCCAACAGAGGAGUUUGUCCUUGUCUCAUCCACAAACUCUCCGUCCAAGCAAGAAGUACUUGUGCUUCAAGCAUCCUCAGGAAAACAUCUCCGGACGUUAUGCACCGUUGACAGUAUUCUUGGCUGUGCCUUUGUAAGUAAGACGGAAUGUGUUAUCCUCUGCAUGAAUACUUCAGGGAGUUAUUGUCUUCCGUUGUUCAAUGUUAGCACUGGGGAUUUCCUAACUGUACUUGAUAUAGAUUUUGUACCGUCCCGGUGUCUGGCUUCCUGUUCACAAAAGGGUUUGAUCGCUAUUGGCCUUGAGAACUCCAAAUGUAUUUGCGCAGUUAUCGAAGUAAAACAGCUGCGAGACAAAGUAAACCAGGAAGCAAAAGGUGAGCAAUGCGUUUUUUCCUUAUCGUUAGUCAAAGAAUUGCUAAGUGUAAAUACGUAGGGUCGACAGAUCACACCUACAUUAAAGUGGCAAUAUUGGUUCCCAAAAAAGGAACUUGUGUGA